AUGAGCUACCGAGGCCUCACUGACAGCCCCAUCCUGCCAGCGCCGCCGUCUCAUACCAGAGGAACCAGAGCCGACCAAUGGAAGCAGGGCGAGGCCCGCGCCGCGUCCAAGCAGAAGCCGCAGAAGAGAAAGCAGAUCACCGCCGUCGCCUGCCAGCCUUGCAAACAGCGGAAAAGCAAGUGUGAUGGCCUCAGACCAGCGUGCUCGGCGUGCCAGCAGAAAAACACCUCCGACUGCUUGUACGAUAUGAGCGCGGACCAGCGGAGGACGGCCGCAUUGAAAGAGAAGAUCAUGCAGUUUCAGGACCAUGGCGAAGAGUUGAAAGAAAUUAUCCAGAUCGUCUGCGAGACGAGUGAUAGAGAAGAAGCCAUAACCAUCGUCAAACAACUCCAGCAAGGAAACUACCAUAAUUCCACAGAGAUUUUGACUCUCUUGAAGACGAAAGUCUCCGGUUUCACCCUGAGCGCUUCUUAUCGACGGGACCAGACCAUCGACAUUGAAUACAAGGAUAAAGGUUCACUGUCCUCGCCGGACUCUGUGCUAUGGGCGCUAUCCCCACAGUCGCCUGUGUUUCAAACUGCAGACGCGUCUUGGAUAUUAGAGACUGUCGAGCAGAAACGGAACCCAUUUAGCCCGAAUAUACCAAGUCCAUCGGAAGCUUCGAUUCCCACAUACGCGACGUCCUCCCAAUUAUCCCAGGCGCCGUCUACGCUUCUAAGUGGACAACAAGCAUCGAGUGAGCAAACGCAAUCGCACCCUUAUCCUGAGCGAAAGCUGAAAAGAGCAAGGAACUUCGGCAAACCACUAAGGGAAACAAUCUGCAACCAAGCAACCAGAAUUAGAACCAGCGAUUCACGUAGCACACCUGUAACUCCACCGGGAACGCUUAGUACAGAUAGCACGCUUGUUCCUAUUUGCCUGGUACGGCCUGCGUCCGGCGAAUACAACGAUCUAUUGAGCGAGUGCCUCCAGUCAUUCAUAAUGCAAAAGCGUCAAAUGAUCCAAGAAGGAUGUUCAGCUGGGCAGGUAUUAGGACCCCUGAAACUGUAUCCUACCGUGAACAACUAUAACACUAUGAUGUAUUCGCAGAGCAGUGCCCCGAAUGUAUGUGAGUGGGUCGUCUCAAUGAUGAGUUGGAUGAACAUCGACCGGCAUCCUGAGAAGAUGGCUAUGACGCUUCUGGGUGUUUUGUUCCUGACCUGGGCCAUCGUUCCGUCUGAGGAGAACUACCAGGCCAUGCCCAUCUGGAUGCGCCCAACACCUACCCAGAUCAUCAUGCCUCAUCUCGCGUGGAUCGACAUGAUUCCUUGGCCUGAAAUCCGCGACUCCUUCAUCCGCUACGCUGACCAAUUGCAUGGUAUGGAAGGCUUGCAGACCUUCGUCUCCAACCUCUCGGUCAACUGGACCAUGCAGGGCCUCGACGUCAUGGUUGCGAUCCCAAAUACGAAUGUGCUCGCGCUUAGCCAGGUUUUCGAGGCCUACAUCCGCAACCUCGACAAUUGGUCCCUCGACCCGGCUGUCUUGCUCGUGUACCCGGACCUGGCGGGCAUGGCGUGGUUCACCCCGACCGUCAACAAUUCGUUGGGGCUGAACAAGAUGGAUGGGCAGUAUAUGUUUCCAUGA
Molecule: messenger RNA, 1623 nt
Organism: Mytilinidion resinicola
Lineage: Eukaryota; Fungi; Ascomycota; Dothideomycetes; Mytilinidiales; Mytilinidiaceae
Exons: 6
Coding region: 1-1623 (540 amino acids)
Biological process (GO): regulation of DNA-templated transcription
Molecular function (GO): DNA-binding transcription factor activity, RNA polymerase II-specific; zinc ion binding
Source: RefSeq, a predicted model, not a curated record